Molecule: messenger RNA, 4039 nt
Organism: Gadus chalcogrammus (walleye pollock)
Lineage: Eukaryota; Metazoa; Chordata; Actinopteri; Gadiformes; Gadidae
Product: SUN domain-containing protein 1-like
Exons: 23
Coding region: 636-3947 (1103 amino acids)
Biological process (GO): nuclear envelope organization
Cellular component (GO): meiotic nuclear membrane microtubule tethering complex; nuclear envelope
Molecular function (GO): protein-membrane adaptor activity
Source: RefSeq, a predicted model, not a curated record
UGUGUGUGUCAGUCAGGUGGACUGGCAGGUAGAACACAAAGAGAGGUGAAAAGCCCAUAAUUGGCUCUCUGUCGGUCUGUGGUGUAAUCCUCAAGGUUAGUGAGCAUGACCAGGGCAAACGGGAGAGGCGAGUCCGCCACCCAGAGUGCAGCUGUCCUCCUGCACUGCAGUUCAACUGUCGCCAGCGUACACACCUUUUUAUACUUGUGGUUUGGCUUUGAGCUUUUCAAACGCGAGUGGUUCGGGUGCCUUCUCAGCGGCCCCACUGUUCUUUCAAACAGACAAAUCAGAUAAUUCUCGUUCACAAAGGGGGAGGUACCGUCCCUCGGACCAGAGUAGGUGCGGCUCCCUCCAGUGAUAAGGUACUUUCCUUGCUCCUCCCCCCGUUCUAUCAGUAGACCUCGCUCUGGCUGUGGAGACGGACCACAUGCCCUACUUGAGCCAAUUACACGGUCGCACACAAACAAACCAGAAGCAGUGCGACGUCAACAGUGCUGCAACGCGGCCCGAAUCCUAACGCUGGAGUCCCAGAGUGGAGUGUGUGUUCUUAAACGCCCGCACGUUCCAGCUACUCUACGGCGGCCCUAGAGUUUGAGCAGCAGCACCAGCUCGCUCCCGUGUUCGACUCUCCCAGGAUGUCGCGCCGGAGCCUGCGCCUGCAGACCGGUGGUGCCGGACUCUAUGGCAACGACAGCCAUGCCGACGGCCCCCAGAACCACGUCAGCUACACCACCAACACCACCACAAGCAGCAGCAGCAGGAAGGAGACUCGGACGCCUCGCAACAGGAAGCAGCAGCAGGCCGUCUCCCAGACCCUGUCCCUGAGCCAGAUGGAUACGCCCCGACAGACGCUGUCCUUCUCCGCCCUCAGCACCCCUGUGGCGGGCGGAGGCCUUCAGCACGCCGGCCUCGCCACCGACACCACCCUGCUCUCCUCCACCUCCGCCUCCACCUCCGUGCCCGGCCAGGCCAGCCUGAGACAACGUGCCUCCACCACCACCACCACCACCACCACUGCCGAUGGCUACUGGGGGUCAGGUCAUGAUGUUGAACUCACAGGGCGCAGUACCAGCCACGGCCACGGCCUCAACGGGGGCGCCGCCAGCAGCGUGUCCAAGUCUUCCCAACACACCACCGCCGCCAACGGCUACAUCUGUAAAGACUGCUCCCCCAGCACGGGCGGCCUAAGCGCCCACUGCGCCUCAUCUUCGUCCUCUUCAUCAUCUCUGGGCGCCCAGGCUGCCGCGUCCGCGACCGGCGCUUUUUCCUCCUUCUCGUCGUCGUCGUCGCUGUCGUCUUCAUCCAUGUCGCCCUCCUCCAGCAUAUACUCCCGAGACAAGAGUCGAAGGAACAAGACGGGCGUCCUGGCGUCUGUGUCCAGCACAUGCGUGCGCUACUGCAGUAAAGCAGUGGCCCCCGUGGUGUCCCUCUUCACGCUGCUGUUCAGCAGCGUGCUCUGGCUAGGCUCGAGGGCCAGGAGCCAGGGGAAAGGCUACCUGACGUCCUUCUCAGACUCUGUCAGACGAGUGGUGACCUCCAGCAUGUCCAGUGUGUGGCUGUUUAAGCAGAACGCUGUCCGUAGGAUCAGAGGCCACAGGGCCGCUGGCUAUGAAGGAGAAGCUCACUCCAGCUUCUGUGGGAGCAUGAAUGUAAAAGAUCUGGUAACGGGAGACUCGUCACAUCUUAAACUCAACGGCUCCCUGUGCGACGACUGUAAAGGGAAGCAGUCCUCCCACGCUGCAGUGACACAGUCUGUCCUGCUGCUCUCCCAGUCCGCCACCCAGUCCACCACCCAGUCCUCCACCCAGUCCUCCACCCAGUCCUCCACCCAGUCCAGGACUCAGCGUCUUGGGGGGGCGCUGCUGAGCUUCCUGGCUUACACAGGUUCCUGCCUUCUGGUACCAGGCUACGGUGUGGUGCGUGCGGGCAAAGCGCUUGGCUCCGGGGCCGGGGUCGCGGUCUACACGGUGGUCCACACGGUGUUCCGGAAGCUGGUCUCGCUGAUCUGCUUCGUUCUAGCGGCUCCAGUGCGUGUCGGCUGGGGACUGCUGUGGUUCCUGGCGACGGGAUGGUACCAGCUGGUGUCCUUCAUGUCUCUCCUCAAUGUUUUCUUUCUUACCCGAUGCGUUCCCCUACUUUGGAGACUGCUGCUCCUUCUCCUACCUCUUCUACUCCUGCUAGCUCUCUGGUGGUGGGGUCCGUCCACUGCAGCCCUCCUGGCCUACCUGCCGGCCACCAACCUGAGCCUGUGGUGGCCCGCCUCCCCCCUGGUCCUCCUGUCCAGCCUGCUCCCGGCCUCAGGACCCCCGCCCGCCCCCGUCCUGGAGGCGGAGCCGACCCUGAGCCACGCCACGCCGGCCACGCCCAUCUCCGCUGUGCCGCCGUCCCUCCCCCCCGCGGCGGCGGCGGCGGCGGUGGCCCUAGCCAGUCUGGACCUGGAGCGUCUGGAGCGUCUGGAGCAGCGUCUGGCCCUGCUCUGGGAGCAGGUCCAGCGGGGGGACCAGCAGCAGGAGCAGCGCUUCGGGGACACGCUGGUCCUCCACAGCAGCCUGCGGGAGGAGCUGCGCACCCAGACGGACCGCGACCGCCUGGGCCUCUGGGUGUCGGGCCUGCUGGAGGGGAAGCUGGGCGCGCUCCGGGCGGAGCUGGAGGAGGGCGACGCCCACAGGGCACAGAAGGAGGAGCUUCUGCAGCAGAGUCGAGCCGAGCGAUUGGCCGAGGUGGAGUCUCUGCUGGCCCUACUGGCCUCCAGGACUGAGGAGGUGCAGCAGAAGCAGCAUCACUACAAAGUGGAGAGGGAGGAGGAGACCAGGAAGGCAAUGAGAGAGGCCGCCAUUCUAGCGGAGGCUCCAGACGUACCGGUGGCGCCCAUCAGCGUGGGGGUCAACCAGGAGGACCACGAGGCCCUGCUGGCGGAGGUGAGGCGGCUGGAGGCGGAGCUGGGGCGCGUCCGGGCCGACCUGCAGGGGGUGCUGGGGUGCAAGGGGAAGUGCGGGCAGCUGGACACCCUCCACGACACGAUCUCCGCCCAGGUGUCCUCCGAGGUCUCCUCCCAGGUGCGUCGGGAGCUGCGGGCGCUGUUCUACGGCUCGGGCCAGGCGGGCGAGGGUCACCACGGCGACGACGCGCUGCCCGAGAGCCUGGUCCUCUGGCUGUCCGAGCGCUACGUGGGCGGGCCCGAGCUGCAGGCGUCCCUGGCCGCUCUGGAGCUGGCCAUCCUGAGCGACGUGUCCCAGCAGCUGGAGCGCAGCCGCGCGCAGGCCCUGCUGGACGCCCAGGCCCAGGCCCAGAGCGUCAGCGAGACCGUCCGCCAGACCGUCAGCCACAGCGUCCAGCACAGCGCCACCGCCCAGGGGCUGUCUGAAGAGCAAGUGCAGCUGAUCGUCCAGAACGCCCUGAGACUCUACUCCCAGGAUCGGACGGGCCUAGUGGACUACGCUCUGGAGUCUGGAGGAGGCAGCAUCCUGAGCACUCGCUGCUCUGAGACCUACGAGACCAAGACGGCCCUGAUGAGUCUGUUCGGCCUUCCUCUGUGGUACUUCUCCCAGUCACCGCGCGUCGUCAUUCAGCCGGACGUGUACCCGGGGAACUGCUGGGCGUUUAAAGGCUCCCAGGGCUACCUGGUGAUCCGGCUCUCCCUGAGGGUCAAGCCCACCGCCUUCUGCCUGGAGCACAUCCCCAAGAGCAUGUCGCCCACCGGCACCAUCACCAGCGCCCCCCGCAACUUCACCGUCUAUGGUCUGGGAGAUGAGUACCAAGAGGAGGGUAAACUUCUGGGAGAAUACGUCUACCAGGAGGACGGGGAUUCGCUGCAGACCUUCCCGGUCAUGAAGAACGAGCAGGCCUUCCAGAUCAUCGAGGUACGGGUGCUCUCCAACUGGGGCCACCCGGAGUACACCUGCCUGUAUCGCUUCAGGGUGCACGGGGAGCCACGCCCGCAGCAAUGAGGCCCCGCCCCCACAGAAUACCAAACAUAUCAUGCUAAUGUACAUAAGCUCUCGUCGUGGUGGUCGAGGAACACCGACGGCGGAGAGAGGGG